GGCUCAGCUGGCCCCGUUCUGCUCUGACUGCUGCCCAUCAGUGACCGCAUCGAGCGUCUCCGGACAGUCCGCUCUUAACCUGCUCUGCCUGGUCAUAUUUCAUACAUUUGAGCAAUAACAUCUAAAGAUACAAAGAAAGGAUCAAAACGGCAAGAUGAGCUCGCUGAAUGUGAAGAAGCUGAAAGUGAACGAGCUGAAGGACGAGCUGAAGAAGAGGAGUCUGAGUGAUACAGGGCUGAAGGCUGAGCUGAUGGAGCGGCUGCAGGCCGCCCUGGAUCAGGACGCGCUGUCCACCAACGGAGCUGAGGGAAAGUACGAGGAUGGAGACCUCGACGAAGAUCUGGCGGGAGAGAGUAUGGAGGCUGAGGAGGAGGAGGAUGGAGAUAACGCGGAGGCUGAGGAGCAGCAGGAUGAUGACAUGGAGGAGGAGGAGGACGCCGGGGUGGAUAAAUCAGAUGAAGAUGAAGAUGUCCUGCUUAAAGAAGACGAUGAGGAGAUGGAGAAAUUUGACGAGGAUGGUGUGGCUCUCGACAUGGGCCCUGGCGAGGGAGAUGUGGACAAAGACAAGAAUGGAGAACAGAAGAAUAAGAAGGGUGUAAAGAGGCGCCGAGAUGAACAUGGAAGGGGCUACUUUGAAUUUAUUGAAGAAAGCAAAUACAGCCGGGCAAAGUCUCCCCAGCCUCCACUGGAGGAAGAGGACGAAGAGUUUGAUGACACUACCGUGUGUUUGGACACCUACAACUGUGACCUGCACUUCAAGGUGUCCCGGGAUCGGUAUAGUGUCUCCUCGCUCACUAUGGAGAGCUUUGCUUACCUGUGGGCCGGGGGACAAGCGUCUUACGGUGUGGUGAAGGGCAAGGCUUGCUUCGAAAUGAAGAUUAUUGAGAAGAUUCCUGUAAAACACAUUUCCAGUAAAGGAAUUGAGAUUCAUGACGUUCUGGUGGGUUGGUCACUGGCCGGUAGCUCUCUUCUGCUAGGGGAGGAAGUACACUCUUAUGGCUUUUCAUCUAAGGCCAAGAAAACCUGCAACAGUGUGGCAGAGGACUUUGGGGAGGCUUUUGAUGAGAACGAUGUUGUGGGUUGCUUUAUUAACUUUGAUGGUGAAGAAGUGGAAAUUUCCUACUCCAAGAAUGGCCAGGAUCUGGGAACAGCUUUCACAGCCAGUAAGGAUGAGUUGGAGGGAAAGCCGUUCUUCCCUCACGUCCUCUGCCACAACUGUGCGGUUGAGUUCAACUUCGGCCAGCGUGAAACCCCAUUUUUCCCCCAACCUGACGGCUUUACGCCCCUGCAGCAGAUCCCUGUGUGUGAUCGAAUCAGAGGACUGAAGGGUCCCGAGACCAAAGAAGACUGUGAGGUCAUUGUCAUGGUCGGACUGCCUGGAUCAGGAAAAACUGAGUGGGUUACAAAGCACACCCAAGCCAAUCCUGGAAAAUACAACAUUCUUGGAACAAACACAAUCAUAGAGAAGAUGAUGAUUUCCAGUUUGAAGCGACAGAUGAAAGAUGUCACAAAGCUGUCAGCAAUAUCUCAGCGUGCUCCCCUCUUCCUCGGGAAGUUCAUCGAGAUCGCGGCACGGAAGAAACGCAACUACAUACUUGACCAGACUAAUGUAUCAGCACCAGCUCAAAGAAGGAAAAUGUGCCUGUUUGCUGGUUUCCAGCGUAAAGCAGUGGUAGUCUGUCCGACAGAUGAGGAAUAUAUACAGAGGACUCAGAAAAAGGCAGAAACAGAUGGCAAAGAUGUACCCGAACAUGCAGUCCUAAAAAUGAAGGGAAUGUACACGCUGCCUGUGGAAGGUGAGUGCUUCAGUGAAGUGCUUUAUGUCGAGCUGCAGAAGGAAGCUGCUACCAAACUUCUUGAAAAGUACAAGGAGGAGAGCAAAAACUCCCUUCCUCCUGAGAAGAAGCCCAACCAGGGAGGGGUUCAACCAAAGAGGGGAGGCACUCGGGGACGAGGAGGCAAAAAUCUGUUCAACCGUGGUGGAGGAGGACAGGGUCAGAGGGGAGGACGAGGAGGCUUUCAAAACCGAGGCAACUUUAGGGGUGUGCCUGGACCCCGUGGUGGGUCCAGCAGACCACCAAGAGGCUUUCUUCCUCCCCCAGCCUUCCGAGGAGGCUUCAACCGUGGCGGUUUCAACCGCGGCGGUAGGAUGCCUAACAGAGGUGGUGCCCCCAGCCCGGGACCUGGACGAGGCAAUAUGGUUAACAUGGGCAACAGAGGAGGAGCCAUGAACAGGGGAAACAUGGGACGAGGGGGAGGGGCCAACCGGGGCAACUUAAACCAGAAAUUCAGAGGUCGAGGAGGAAAUAAUCGAGGUUUUAAAAAUGGCAACUUUAGCAUGAACAAAGCACAAGCUUUCAACCAAAGCUGGCAACAAGGGUUCUGGAAUCAGAAACCAUGGAGUCAGCAGUACCAUCCAGGAUAUUACUGAAUGAUAGCUCUGAUGAACUGAUUUCACAU
This is a messenger RNA of Carassius carassius (crucian carp), 2460 nucleotides long. Its product is annotated as heterogeneous nuclear ribonucleoprotein U-like. Lineage: Eukaryota; Metazoa; Chordata; Actinopteri; Cypriniformes; Cyprinidae. The record is from RefSeq and is a predicted model, not a curated record. Gene Ontology annotation, cellular component: mitotic spindle midzone; inactive sex chromosome; catalytic step 2 spliceosome. Gene Ontology annotation, molecular function: poly(G) binding; TFIIH-class transcription factor complex binding; RNA polymerase II C-terminal domain binding. Gene Ontology annotation, biological process: negative regulation of telomere maintenance via telomerase; RNA localization to chromatin; positive regulation of attachment of mitotic spindle microtubules to kinetochore. The coding region runs from base 155 to 2431 and encodes 758 amino acids. The transcript is spliced from 14 exons.